UGUAGCAUUUUUGCUGUUAUCGUCAUCUCAUUUCUUCUCCUACUUCCGAAAUAGCAUUCUUUCCAUUAGUUUGAAUUCAAUUCUUGUCCACUAGUAGUGGGUUCCUCUCAAAGUUGGAAACAAAGUGCAGAGCUAUGGCUUUGGUGGGUAAAGCAAGAGAAGCAGGGAUUCCAUUGAUGAAGCUGAUUAGAUUAAAAGGGGUUCCUAUUUUGGAACAAUUGUACUUAGAGGAACGGCUGCUUCGGACUAGUUCAGAUAAUUGGUGUCUGAUUAAUGAAGGAACAAAUUGCCCUGCCAUUGUCAUGGGUUUGUCUGGGAAACUUUCAGAACUUGUUGAAGUCAGGUCUGUGUUGCGGGAUCAGAUUCCUGUCAUCAGGAGGUUUUCUGGGGGAGGCACUGUUAUUGUUGACCAAGGAACUAUAUUUGUUACUCUCAUAUGUAAUAAAGAUUCUGUUCCAGAUAUUCAGCCCUUUCCUCGUUCCAUCAUGUCAUGGAGUGGUCAGUUAUACAGUGAAGUUUUUGAAGGGAUUGGUGAUUUCCAUCUUCGUGAGAAUGAUUAUGUGUUUGGUGAUCGUAAAUUUGGUGGAAAUGCUCAAUCUAUAAUCAAGCACAGGUGGGUCCACCACACAUCCUUCUUGUGGGAUUAUGAGGUCAAGAACAUGGCCUACCUCAAGUUACCAGCAAAGGUUCCCAAUUACCGACUUGCUAGAGGCCACACAGACUUUGUAUGUCGAAUGAAGGAAUUCCUGCCUCGCUCAGAAUUUGUACAGAGAACAAUUAAGGCAAUCAGAUCUCGUUUCUCUCUGGAACCUGUGGCCGAUAAUAUUGAAGACAUAGAUGUUCCCUCUGCAACGCAGUUUGCUCCCAGCACUAGGCUUCUCACUGAUCAUGACAUGAGGGAAGUAUGUGCCGCUUCAGUUUGAAAACACCAGUCACUUGUCAGGAUUAGCUCCUCUUGUGUAAUUUUUUUCCCUCGGAAAAUUAAUCUUUUAGGCCCUUUAAUUUUGACUCAGUUUCUAAACUUUAAUUCGAUGUAAUUUAUCCCUAAAAUUUUGACUUGUUCUAACUUAAUCAAUGAACUGACUCAGCUCCUAACUAUUUAAAACUUUAGUCCCUAUCAUGAAAUACAUGAUUUUAUUUUUUUUAAAAUAUAGGGACUAAAUUUUUAAAUGGCUAAAACUAUAAUGACUCAUAGGAUUGAGUUAUAACCGUGUCAGCAUUAUAAGAAUUGAGUUGCAUUGAGUUAAAGCUCAGAUACUAAGUUUCAACUGAGUCAAAAUUGUAGGAACAAAAAGAUUAAUUUUUCUUUUUUUCCCCUUUAAUUUGCAAUAACGAAUUUCAUGAUUCUCCUUAAAAGUAUAUUAUUGAACAUAUUCUUUUCAAUCCAAUCAUUAUUAGUUUUUAUUUGUUGAUUUU
Neltuma alba is the source of this 1416-nucleotide messenger RNA. RefSeq names its product lipoate-protein ligase LplJ. The coding region runs from base 135 to 923 and encodes 262 amino acids. Gene Ontology annotation, biological process: protein modification process. The transcript has 4 exons. The record is from RefSeq and is a predicted model, not a curated record. NCBI's taxonomy places the organism in Eukaryota, Viridiplantae, Streptophyta, Magnoliopsida, Fabales, Fabaceae.